This is a messenger RNA of Daldinia childiae, 1680 nucleotides long. RefSeq names its product Choline dehydrogenase, mitochondrial. The transcript has 4 exons. The record is from RefSeq and is a predicted model, not a curated record. Gene Ontology annotation, molecular function: flavin adenine dinucleotide binding; oxidoreductase activity, acting on CH-OH group of donors. The coding region runs from base 1 to 1680 and encodes 559 amino acids. Lineage: Eukaryota; Fungi; Ascomycota; Sordariomycetes; Xylariales; Hypoxylaceae.
AUGAGCAAUCAAGUCCAGUCCAUCGAGCAAUUCGACUUCAUCGUCGUCGGAGGAGGCACUGCUGGUUGCGCCGUCGCCGGCCGUCUAGCUGAAUCUCCCAACGUCCGCGUCCUAGUCAUCGAGGCUGGUAUUAGCAACCCGAAAGAUAUCGACGCUAUUACGACGCCGGCUCGGGCUUUCGAGCUGCGCGAUAGCAAGUAUGACUGGGCUUAUAAGACAACCAUGAUUGAUCGUCCCGACUACACACGUGUCGAGAAGCCCAACACACGCGGAAAGACCCUUGGCGGUUCUAGCUGUCUCAACUAUUACACUUGGAUCCCCGGCUCGGCCGGAACCUUCGACGACUGGGCUCCUUACGGAGGAGAUGAGUGGAAGUGGGACAAUAUCCGGAAGUACCUUUAUAAGCCGGCGACCUACCAUGACGACAGGACCCUGUUCAGUGAGGAGCUGAAGUACAUCGGUACUAAUGGACCAAUUCCCGUGUCUCAUUCAGAUCUGGUUCCUGAGAUAAAGGGCUUCCGAGAUGCCCUGACUCAGGCAUGGACUAGUAAAGGCGGAGAGUUGACAGACGACGUCCACAACGGUACCAUGCGCGGCCUAUGGAAAUGCACUAAUAGCAUAUACAAUGGAAAGCGUUCCUCGAGUUGGCUUUACCUUGAGGGUAAGACGAAUGUCACUGUACUUUCUAGCACUAAUUCCAAACGCCUACUCAUCGACGACGCCACGAAGAAAUGUGUCGGCGUCGAGGUAAUUCUACCCUCAGGUGAGACGCACAGCUUCAAGUCCAAGUACGAAACUAUCGUCUCAUCUGGUGUGUUUGAGAGCCCGAAGUUGCUUAUGCUUAGCGGAAUUGGCCCGAAGGCUGAGCUGGCUAAGUUCAACAUCGAGACAAUCGUCGAUUCACCACAUGUCGGCCAGAACCUACUAGACCAUCCUAUUCUCCCACACGUCUUCCGUAUUGAAGAUGGCAACGGAUUUGACCAGCACCUCCUUAGAGCCGGUCUCGAGCACGAUGCAGCUGUCAGUUCUUACCGAUGGAGGAACCAAGGUCCCUACACUUCCGGUCUACUCGAACUAGUCGGACUCCCACGUAUCGACGAGCGCCUGAUGAAAUACCCCGAGUACGUAGCCGCCAAAGAAGCCAACGGAGGCCUCGAUCCCUUUGGUCCCGCGGGUCAACCACAUUUCGAAAUCGACUUUGUUCCCAUGUUCAGCGAUGCCUUCCACCGAUCAGGCACAGUGGAGCUCAACAGCGCAGACCCGCUGGUGCAACCCAAGAUCAACCUGAACUUCUUCGCCGAAGACUUGGAUAUCUUGGCGAUGCGCGAAGGCAUCCGCUGGGUAGACGACGUGUUGAUGAACGGCGAGGGCAUGCGCGACAUGAUCCGCGAGGACUACCCGUGGCCGAUGCCGCGGACCUCGGACGCGGCGAUGGACAAGAUGAUCCUCGAGCGCUCGCAGACGGGCUUCCACCCCUGCGGAAGCACACGCAUGGCGCCUAGCAUCGCGGAGGGUGUCGUCGAUGGUAAACUCAAGGUGUUUGGUGUUGAAAACCUAAGAGUCAUCGAUGCGUCUGUCAUCCCGGUGAUCCCAGAUUGUCGUAUCCAGAACUCGGUCUAUGCGAUUGCCGAGAAGGGCGCCGAUAUGAUCAAGGCCGAAUAUCCGGAACUAUACGCUUAG